AUGGGUCGUAGAAAGAUCGAGAUCAAAGCGAUCAAGGAUGAUCGCAACCGCUCAGUGACGUUCCUCAAGCGAAAGGGUGGUCUGUUCAAGAAGGCUCACGAGUUGGCCGUUCUUUGUUCAGUUGAUGUCGCCGUCAUCAUCUUUGGCCAUAACAAGAAGCUCUACGAGUAUUCCUCGUGUGACAUGCAUGAGGCUCUCGGUCGCUAUCAAUAUUUCGGCCCGCCGCAUGAGCACAAAGGUCCCGAUGACUUCGCCGGCAAGCGCGAUGACGAUGACGAUGAAGAUGAGACAACCCCAGCGCCCGAAGAGAUGCAAGCCCAACAGACUCACCCCGCCGUCCCGCCUCAUCUUCAACAGCCCGGUUUCCAGCACGUCAAUCAUGCUCCUUCCGCGUCUCCCCCGAUUGCGCACAAUGGUCUUCCGAUCUCGCGACACGGUACGCCGCAGUCGCAGAUGUCUCGUCCCUCAUCUAGGAAUCAUGUUCGUCGCGUCAGCUCAAACCUCGGACCGCAUGGUCAUGGAACACCCCCGCCUCCGGCAUCCCAAAACGGAUAUUAUAUGGCCAACCCCUCGAUGUAUAACCCGAAUGUUCACAAUGCAAUGAAUCAGCCUCGCCCCGGUCCAUAUGCACAAUACGGUCACCCUCCACCCGGUCCACACGGAACUCCACCACAAAUGCACCACCACCAACAUGUACCCGGCCAACCAAUCCAUCAUCCGCAAGCUCCUCAGCACUUCCAACAUGCGCAGGUAGUCGCACAGCAACAGAUGGGAAUGCCACCGGGAUCACAUGCAGCGGUCCAGCAGGUGUCGCAGCCUUACAUAUCAGAGCCCGGUCGAGGAUCUAUGCCUCCGGCCUUUGCCCCGGAGCCUCAACAGGAACGCACAGUACCAGUCCCUGAAACUUCACAAGAUAAUGCAGCGGGUGCGAUGAAGACAGAACAUAGCCAGUCGCCACCGCAGCCCAAAUCCUUGUCCAAGUCCCAGUCUCGUAGUAUCUUUACUCCCAUCGAUGACCGUGGAUCUGUUCUUGCUCGCCAAUUUGGGUUUUACGAUUCUCCGCAAGGGCAGGGGGGCCAUAUGUUGAAACCCGAGCCUCCACAUGAUCACUUGCCUGAGACCAGGACUGCUCUUAAGAAAAGUGCAGCCUCGGAGCCCCCGCGUCCGCAGUCGAUAUCAUCAGCUGCCGAGAUCAAACCACCAUCGCGGAUCAACAGCGGCCCACUUACAUCCAAGCGGCCACAGUUAAAGGUCCAGAUUCCAAGCGAGAAUUCUGACCGGGGCAGUGCAACAGGUGAAUCAUCCUCACGCGACUCGGCGGGCAACAAAACCGUGACGCCGGCCAAGGAUAAUCCCCCUGCGGGAGUGGUCCUACCUCCACCGUCCCCUUCGGCAGGAGCGAUUCUCAGUGCCGGUGCCCAAGGUCCGCCAAAUCCCUUUGCCCGUCCUCCUCCGCCAGGCGCCACCGGCCAAAGCAACUACGGCAACAAUGGUAACAAUGCCGGCAAUAGCGGCAGCAACUCGACCAACAUUGAAACUCCGAUCUCCGCGCUUCCCAGCCGCUUCGUUUCAGAUGCCCUCCUUCCAUCCCCCUCCAGUUUCUUCCCCGAGUGGGGCUUUGGCCGUUCCGGCCCAGACUCGAACUUAUUGCCGAGUCCGCUCACCUUCCCGACGCCGGCGGUCCCAAGUGGGCCGGGGUUUUCACGGGAAGAUGAGCAUGACAAGAAACGCAAGGAUCCAGACAGUGGGCCCCCUGCGGAAGGAGCAAGCAAGAAACCGAAGACCUAG
This is a messenger RNA of Penicillium canariense, 1788 nucleotides long. It is a transcript of the gene rlmA, whose product is annotated as SRF-type transcription factor RlmA. The transcript has 3 exons. The record is from RefSeq and is a predicted model, not a curated record. Lineage: Eukaryota; Fungi; Ascomycota; Eurotiomycetes; Eurotiales; Aspergillaceae. Gene Ontology annotation, biological process: positive regulation of transcription by RNA polymerase II. Gene Ontology annotation, molecular function: protein dimerization activity; RNA polymerase II cis-regulatory region sequence-specific DNA binding; DNA-binding transcription factor activity, RNA polymerase II-specific. The coding region runs from base 1 to 1788 and encodes 595 amino acids.